Zeugodacus cucurbitae (melon fly) is the source of this 4311-nucleotide messenger RNA. RefSeq names its product DNA-directed RNA polymerase I subunit RPA2 (gene RpI135). Lineage: Eukaryota; Metazoa; Arthropoda; Insecta; Diptera; Tephritidae. The record is from RefSeq and is a predicted model, not a curated record. Gene Ontology annotation, molecular function: DNA-directed RNA polymerase activity; DNA binding; ribonucleoside binding. The coding region runs from base 119 to 3487 and encodes 1122 amino acids. Gene Ontology annotation, cellular component: RNA polymerase I complex; nucleus. The transcript is spliced from 6 exons. Gene Ontology annotation, biological process: DNA-templated transcription.
ACGUGCGAGCGAGCAACUAUUUUGACAUUUCUUUGAUAACAAUUUCGUUAUUUGCACAUUUGUAUAUAAUUUAAACUUUAAUUUUUGUGAAAAUAGUAUUUAAAUAAAAUACUUUAAAAUGAAAAUAUACCCAGAAUUAACGAAUAGUCGACCCGACUUCAAAAAGUUUCCAGAUAAACUAAACGAGCAUUUGGAAAAUUUUGGAGCACCACAUUUGAAUUCCUUCAAUGAAAUGUUAACCGAUGGUUUGGCGAAUUGCGCAAAGUAUAUGACUCCAGUUAGCUUCAAAACACCAGCAGGCGAACAAAUAGAGCUACGCAUAGAAAGCAUACAAAUCGCACGCCCACAAGUGCCUAUGACCGUAAUAAAUGUGAAGGAUCGUUUGACCUACCCUACUGAGUCAAGACAAUUACAUACUUCAUACAUGGGAAUGUGCACAGUGCGUGUGGGCUGGACUGUCAGCGGUUUGGAGAAAGCGCCGAUAGAUGUCGAUCUCGGUGAAGUACCCAUUAUGCUUAAGUCCAAUGCAUGUAAUCUCGGUUCACUCAAACCGAAGGAAAUGGUUAAACACGGUGAACACGAUACUGAAUGGGGAGGAAUAUUUGUCAUAAAAGGCAAUGAGCGCAUCAUACGUAUGCUGUUGAUGAGUAGACGCAAUUACCCAAUCGCAGUGAAACGAUCCACCUGGAAAGAUCGUGGUGCAAAUUUCAGUGAAAUUGGCAUAAUGGUGCGCACAGUGCGCGAAGAUGAGACAUCAUUUAACAAUGUUUUACACUUUCUCAACAAUGGCACCGCAAAACUGAUGUUCUCGCAAAUGAAAAUGAUGUCUUAUAUACCAAUUUGUCUGAUAUUGCGCUGUUUGGUGGACUUUACUGAUGAACAGAUUUACCGCCACCUGGUACGUGGUUAUGAGAAAGAUCAGUAUUAUGUGUCAUGUGUGCAGACUAUGCUUAGAGAUGUGCACGGCGAGGGCUUGCACACGCAUAAAGAUUGUAAAUCAUAUUUGGGAAAGAUUUUCCGUACCAAAUUCCCAGAAGUGCCAGAAUGGAAAGCCGAUACAGAUGUCACUGACUUCAUACUAAAUGAAAGAAUACUCAUACACUUGGAAACCCAUCGUGAAAAGUUCGAUAUGUUAGUAUUUAUGGUGCAAAAAUUGUUUCAAUGUGCGCAGGGAAACUACAAAAUUGAAAAUGUUGAUUCGGUAAUGAUGCAGGAAGUGCUGCUUUCUGGUCAUUUGUAUCAGAAAUUUUUAGGUGAUCGUAUCGAGCUGUGGCUGCAAUAUGCCAAGAAAUACUUACUCAAACGCUUAGAAGCACCAGACGCACUUAUAACACCAACAGUGCUUACAAAUUCUUUACGUAGUGCAGGCGGCGUUUCGCACGCUAUGGAAUCCUUCCUCGCCACAGGCAAUGCGCCUUCACGUUCUGGCUUGGGUCUGAUGCAGAAUUCUGGUUUAGUCGUGAUGGCCGAAAAUAUCAAUCGCAUACGCUACAUGUCACAUUUUCGUGCAGUACAUCGUGGUUCGUACUUCACUACAAUGCGUACAACCGAAGCACGUCAAUUGCUGCCGGAUGCUUGGGGUUACAUUUGUCCCGUACACACGCCUGAUGGUGCGCCAUGUGGUUUGCUCAAUCACUUGACUGUGUCGUGUCGCAUAUCGCAAAUACCUAAAAAGGAAUUAGUAAAGGCUAUACCAAAAUAUCUAAUAGAAAUGGGCAUGAUUCCUUUGGAUUCAGAAGUAUACGAUACAAAUGCCAAGUUGUUUGUCGUCUUCCUGGAAGGCAAACUAUUAGGGCACAUACGUCAAGCAGAUGCAGAGAAAAUAGUGAAUAGACUACGUUUGUUAAAAAUUGAAGGACACUUGCCGGAAAUGAUGGAAAUUGCGUUCAUACCAUAUAAAGCUAAAGGCCAAUUUCCCGGACUAUUUCUUUUUGUUGGACCAGCACGCCUAAUGCGGCCAGUGAAGAAUUUAGCGCUUGGAAAGAUUGAGUACAUAGGCUCAUUGGAGCAAGUAUACAUGGAUAUUGCUAUUGAUUUGAAAGAAUUUUACCCCGGUUUCACGACACACAUGGAAUUGUCGAAGACAGAAUUUCUUAGUAACCUAGCCAACCUGAUACCCAUGCCGGACUACAAUCAAUCGCCAAGAAACAUGUAUCAGUGUCAGAUGGGUAAACAAACUAUGGGCACACCAUGCCUUAACUGGCCCAAGCAGGCGGCUAACAAAUUGUAUCGUCUGCAAACGCCAACAACACCGCUCUUCCGUCCCGUACAUCACGACAAUGUACAGCUCGAUGACUUCGCUAUGGGCACCAACGCCAUCGUGGCCGUUAUUUCUUACACCGGCUAUGAUAUGGAGGAUGCCAUGAUAAUAAACAAGUCGGCGCAUGAGCGUGGCUUCGCUUACGGCAGCAUAUAUAAGUCGAAAUUCAUCGAAUUGGAUGGCACGAGCUAUUUUGCGCGCAGUCCGCAUAUGCCAGAAUUGAAUAAGAUGUUGGACAACGAUGGCUUGCCACAUGCUGGCACCAGACUAUGGCAUGGUUGUCCUUUCUACUGUUACUUUGACGCCGACACCUCAACAUAUAAAGUGAAAAAAUUAGACGAAAAGGAAGAUUGCGUUGUGGAUAGCGUACGCUAUUGCGGCAGCUUUAAGCCAAACGCACGCCGCAUGGUAUGCAUCACGCUGCGCAUACCACGUCCACCCACAAUUGGUGACAAAUUCGCUUCACGUGCUGGUCAAAAAGGCAUUUGUUCGCAGCGUUAUCCAGCCGAAGAUUUGCCCUUCAGUGAAACGGGCCUCAUACCAGAUAUUGUCUUCAAUCCCCACGGUUUCCCCUCACGUAUGACAAUAGCUAUGAUGAUCGAAACGAUGGCAGGCAAAAGCGCCGCCUUACAUGGACUCGUACACGAUGCAACACCGUUCCGCUUCUCGGAGAAACACACCGCCAUCGAUUAUUUCGGACGUUUACUGGAGGCAGGCGGUUACAAUUACUACGGCACAGAACGUCUUUACUCCGGCGUAGAUGGACGCGAAAUGACAGCAGACAUAUUCUUUGGUGUGGUUCACUAUCAGCGACUACGUCACAUGGUGUUCGACAAGUGGCAGGUGCGUUCCACCGGUCCCGUCGAUGCCAUAACACAACAGCCCAUUAAGGGUCGCAAACGUGGCGGUGGUGUACGUUUCGGUGAGAUGGAACGUGAUGCUUUGAUAUCACAUGGCGCCGCCUUCCUGCUACAAGAUCGUCUCUUCCACAACUCCGAUAAGACGCAUACACUGGUGUGCAGCAAAUGCGGCAGUAUAUUAGCGCCACUGAAGAAGAUUAUUAAGCGCACAGAAACUGGCAAAAUGCAAUCGAUGCCAGACACUUGUCGCUUGUGCGGUGAUGGCGCCGCUGUGGGACACAUUGAAAUACCAUUCUCAUUCAAAUAUUUGGUCACCGAGUUGAGUUCGGUGAACAUAAAUGCGAGAUUUAAGUUGAUGACUAUUUAAUGUGUAAUGACUAUGUAUGAAAAUGUGUGUGUUGUAAUAAAGAAUAAAAUUUCUUAAAUUUAUAUAAUAACAUUUCUGGUGUUUUAAUAAAAUUAUCGCUUAUAGAAAUGCGAAUCAUUUUAACCUCCACAAGAGGGUUUGAGAUGGUUUGUUUGAGCAAAAAAGAAGAAACCCAAAAAAAUAACAAGUGAAAAACCGAAAAUAUUAGCAGCUGAAAUAAGUCGCUAGUUCAGUUUUAGUCAUUUAACAUCAAUCGCAAUUAGAUUAAAAUUUCUUAAAUAAAAAGACACACAUUUUUCUUUUUUUUUUUUGUAUAUUCCUGGUUUGUAUUUUUAUUAAAUUUAUAUAUGUGUUUAAAUAUACAAUAAUAUAGAAUUAUUUUAUUACGAUAAUUCAUAAACUGUUUCGAAUAUGUUUUAUUUAUAGGUGUGGAGUUUAACUUUAUUGUUUUUGUUUUCUAAGUUAGUUCAACAUUCAAUUUUGUUUUUUGCCAAAUCAUAUGCAAUUUUGCUCACCAGCAAUUGCUAUUUAUUUAUUUUUGUUGUUUUGUAAGUAAUGCAUAUUUAUUUAAUACAAAUUAGAUAUUCAAAAACUUAUCCGCUCAGUGUAUUCAUAUUUGUAAUAUAAAUACAUACAUGAAUUCUCUAUACAUACAUAUAUAAUAUUGUGGUAGGUGUUUUUAGGUGUGUUUAACUGUACAUAACAUGCUGCUGCUGCAAUUAAAUUAAAUUUUAACUUUUCAAAACUCCCAUUACACUAUGAGCUGAGUAAUUACUAGUCAUAAUGCAUUUAAAGUGUGUGUGUACUUAAAGCGUAGUCAUAUA